This is a messenger RNA of Trichoderma gamsii, 5052 nucleotides long. RefSeq names its product DNA topoisomerase II. Gene Ontology annotation, biological process: sister chromatid segregation; DNA topological change; resolution of meiotic recombination intermediates. The record is from RefSeq and is a predicted model, not a curated record. Gene Ontology annotation, cellular component: nucleus. NCBI's taxonomy places the organism in Eukaryota, Fungi, Ascomycota, Sordariomycetes, Hypocreales, Hypocreaceae. Bases 1 to 5052 code for a protein of 1683 amino acids. Gene Ontology annotation, molecular function: DNA topoisomerase type II (double strand cut, ATP-hydrolyzing) activity; DNA binding; ATP binding. The transcript has 4 exons.
AUGGAUUCCGACGACGACUCUGUCUUCCAAAUUGAAGAUGACUCUGACGGAUAUGUCCCCGAGCCCAAAGCCAAGGCUGCAGCCACAAAGCCGGCCGUCAAGAAAAUGGUGCAGACAACCAUAAAAACCAAAGCGCCGCCGAAGAAACGGCCGAUCAUUGACCUUGAGAGCGAUGAAGACGACGAAGAUGUGGAAGCGUCGUCCGGCUUUUCAAACACUCCACCUACUGCUAAGAAGCAGAAGACGGCGCCUCCGCCCAAGAAGUCGGGCACCAAGCCUCUGGUAGAGGUUGAAAAUGACAGCAUGGCAAUUGACGACGACUCCAAGCCUGCCGCCAAGAAGAAGACGGCGACGGAGACCUACCAAAAGCUGACCCAGCUCGAACACAUCAUCAAACGUCCCGAUACAUAUAUUGGCUCUGUGGAAAAGACAGACCAGCAGAUGUGGGUCUACAACAAAGAAUCAAAGCAGAUGGAAUACCGCAACAUCACCUUCGUCCCGGGUUUCUACAAGAUCUUUGAUGAAAUUCUGGUCAACGCUGCCGACAACAAACAGCGUGACAGCUCCAUGACCAUGAUGAAAGUCACCAUUGAUCGAGCCACUGGCGAGAUUAGCGUUGAGAAUAACGGCAAGGGUAUUCCCAUUGUCAUGCAUGAGAAAGAGAAAGUAUACAUUCCUGAGCUGAUCUUUGGUCACCUGUUGGCUGGAUCCAACUUCGACGAUAACGAGAAGAAGACGGUUGGUGGCCGAAAUGGUUACGGUGCAAAGCUGUGUAACGUUUUCAGCACAGAAUUCACAUUGGAGUGCCAGGACAGCGAGCAUGGAAAACGAUACAAGCAGACGUGGACAGACAACAUGCAGACCAUGCAAAAGGCCAAGAUCACUUCCAGCAAAACCUUUGAUUUUGUUCGGGUCACCUUCAAGCCUGAUUACACUCGAUUUGGAAUGGAGGAAGGCAUUUCAGACGACCUUGAGGCUCUGCUCUACCGAAGAGUCUACGACAUGGCCGGCACAAUGCGAGGUGUCAAGGUCCAGCUCAAUGGCGAGCUGAUCAAGAUCAAGGACUUCAAAGCAUACUGCGACCUCUACGCAAAGUCUAUUGCUGGUGAGAGGAGCCAGGAAGAAGGUGGUACUCCGACUUGUACCGUUGAGAUCGACAAAGACAAGAGCCAUCCCCGGUGGGAAGUUGGCUUCACCGUAUCAGAUGGUACAUUCCAGCAGGUCUCAUUCGUAAACUCGAUUGCAACAACGUCAGGAGGUACUCACGUCAACUACAUAGCCGACCAAAUCACAGCACAUCUCCUCAAGGCCGUGACAAAGCUGAGAAAAGGACACGGCUUGAAGCCGGCGCAUCUCCGAAACCACAUCUUCAUCUUUGUCAACUGUUUGGUUGAUAACCCUGCAUUUACUUCGCAGACCAAGGAGCAGAUGACUACCAAGACUUCUCAAUUCGGUAGCAAGUGUGUUCUGGGAGAUGACUUUUUGAAAAAGGUUGCCAAAUCCGACGCAAUUCAAAACAUCAUGGCCUUUGCCGAGAAGAAGGCAGACAAGAUGAUGGCCAAGAGCGAUGGAAACAAGCGCUCUCGAGUGAGCAAUGCUAAACUUGUGGAAGCCAACUUGGCGGGAACCAGGCGUGGCCAUGAGUGCACGCUAAUCUUGACUGAAGGUGACUCUGCCAAGGGUCUGGCUGUUUCUGGACGAGCCAUUCUUGAUCCCGACCGUAUCGGUGUUUUCCCACUUCGUGGUAAAUUGCUAAAUGUUCGAGACGCUUCCAUUGACCAAAUCACCAAGAAUCAAGAGAUUCAGAACAUCAAGCAGUUUCUGGGCCUUAAGCACAAGCAGACGUACACUGAUACGAAGAACUUGCGUUACGGUCACCUCAUGAUCAUGGCCGAUCAGGAUCACGACGGUAGUCACAUCAAGGGGCUUCUCAUCAACUUCCUCCAGGUGCAGUUCCCCUCACUGCUCCAGAUUCCAGACUUUUUCCGAGAAUUCAUCACACCCAUCGUCAAAGUCUGGCAAGGUCCCAACCCCAAGAAACCCCAAAGAUUGAAGUCGUUUUUUACACAGCCGCAAUAUGAGGAAUGGAAACAAGAACGCGGUGGCGAAGUCAGCAGAUGGCAUUACAAAUACUUGAAGGGUCUGGGUACCUCCACCAAUGAAGAUGCCCAAGUGUACUUUACGAACCUGGACGAACACUUGAAAGAAUUCAGUGUUAUGAAGCCAGAGGAGGCGGAUCUAUUCGACUUGGCCUUUUCCAAGAAGAAAGCUGAUGCCAGAAAGGAGUGGCUAGGCGGCUUUGUCCCUGGUACAUACCUGGACCAUUCUUCAAAGCUUAUCACCUACAGUGACUUUGUGAACAAGGAGCUCAUUCUGUUCAGUAUGGCGGAUAACAUAAGAUCCAUCCCGUCAAUGAUUGAUGGAUUGAAGCCUGGUCAACGAAAGGUGCUGUACGCUUGUUUCAAGAGAAACGUGGUCAAGGAUGAGAAGGUUGUGGAGCUGGCUGGUUACGUCUCUGGACUGACCGCCUACCACCACGGCGAUGUCUCGCUGCAGCAGACGAUUGUUGGAUUGGCUCAAGACUUUGUGGGCUCAAACAAUAUCAACGUCCUCGAGCCCAGUGGUAACUUUGGUUCUCGACUUGCUGGCGGUUCAGACUCUGCUAGUCCUCGUUAUAUCUUUACACGACUGUCUCCGUUUGCUCGGGCAAUCUUUUCUUCUCUCGAUGAGCCAAGUCUAAACCACCAAUUUGAGGAUGGAAAACAGAUUGAGCCAGAAGUAUUUGCUCCAGUCCUGCCCAUGGUGCUUGUCAAUGGUGCAGACGGUAUUGGCACAGGUUGGAGCACCUCCAUCCCCAACUAUCAUCCGCUAGAAAUCGUAAAGAAUCUGAAACGACGAAUGGGCCGUCUUGAGGAAGAUGAUACUGAGGAGAAACCCUUUGAGACAAUGACUCCCUGGUUCAGGGGCUGGAAAGGUGCGCCAGAGGCUGCCGGCCAGGAUCGAUACAAGUUCAACGGUAUUGCCUACCAAGAUGAAAAGAAUCCAAACGAAGUGGUCAUCACUGAGCUUCCAAUUCGCGUAUGGACUGAUGAUUUCAAGGCUCGCCUUGAAAAGAUUAUCAGCGGCGUCGAUGGCCCUACCUGGAUCAAGGACUACAAGGAGUUCAACGACCACAAGACUGUUCACUUUGAGAUUCAAGUGGAUGAGAAGCACAUGGCUAAAGUUUUGGAAGAAGGCCUGCUUGAGCGAUUCAAGCUCACCAAACAAGUUGCAACUUCAAAUUUGGUCGCUUUCAAUACCCGUGGCCAGAUUCGCAAAUAUGAAAAGGUGGAAGAUAUUUUGGAAGAGUAUUACGUCUAUCGACUCGAAAUGUAUCAGAAGCGAAAGGACCACUGGCUUGGCGUCUAUGAUGCCGACCACCGGAAACUGAAGAACCAGGCGCGCUUUAUCCAAGAGAUUAUCGACAGCGACUUGAUCGUUGGCAAGAAGAAGAAGACUGUCCUUGUUAAAGAGCUGCGUGACCGCAAAUACGAGGCAUUCCCUCCUGUCAAGAACAAUAUGAAGAAAUCGACUGAAGAAGAAGAGGAAGAGGAAGAAGAUGGCGAGGAAAGCGCUCGUGAUUACGAUUAUCUUCUCUCGAUGCCAAUUUGGUCGUUGACUGCAGAACGUCUUGAGAAGCUCAAGGAAGCCAUCCGGAAGAAGAAGGCUGAAUAUGAUGACCUCAAUGCCAAGAGCGACAAAGAUCUGUGGUGUGAAGAUCUGGCUGCUUUUGAGGCUGAGUGGGAGAGGCAUCUGGCUCUCAGUGCAGAAAUCCAGACCAAUAUUCGCCGCAUGGGCCGCCGAGUAUCUAAGAAGAUAGGAGCUGGUGCUGGUGGCCGCGGCAAGAAGGCGAAGGGAGCAGACGAUGAUUAUGAGCCAGAGAAGAAGGGUCGAAAGAAGGCAGCUCCCAAGGUAGAGACCAAGACGGCACAGAGAUUUGCUGAGAUGUUCAGUGCCAAGCCCAAGGUCAAGAAAGAGGAGCAGCCGGAGGCAGUUGAGCUCUCUGAUAACUUUUCUGAUGAUGAUUUUGCUGCCCUUAGCAGAAGCAAACCAGCGGCAAGCAAACCAGCGGCAGCCAAGCCAGCUGCGGUCAAGCCAGUUGCGACCAAGCCAGCUGCGACCAAACCAGCUGCGGCUAAACCAUCACAGUCGCGAUCAGCUUCCGAGGCGCGAUCAAUUUCAGUGCCACGAUCUAUUUCACAAGCCCCAUCGAUUUCACAAUCUGAAGAGCCAGAGGUGGUGCCGGUUCCUGUCCGCAACAAGCGAGCAGCAGCCUCCAAAGCCAAAACCUUGUUCGAUGCGUCCUCAGAUAGCGACGAGGACGACGAUAAGAUGCUUGGCGAUGUCGGAGCGCUGGUCAAGGGCAUUGGCAGCAAGCCGUCUGGAGAAUCCGGCGCGCGAGUUAGUCUGCACGCAAUGAGCCGGCCUGACUCGAGCCACGGCAAUACAGGCUCCGGAGCAGUCUCAAAGCCAAAACUAAAGUCAGCCAAGCUAUUUGACUUUGACACCGAUGAUGAGACCAAUUACGAAUUGUUGGCCAAGCCGUCGCCACUAAAGGCUGGGAGCCAAGGACCGGGCGACGACGACGAGGACGACUUGGCCGCUCCCAAAUCGAAGCCUGCAGUGAAAGCGUCAGCAGUGGAUGCCAAGAAACGCGGCCGGCCAGCAGCGGCAAAGAAUAAGGAUGAGGGCAAAGCAGUGAGCAAGCACAAGGUACAACUCAAGGCUGCAACCACAACCUCGACUCUUUCUCCAGCCGCAAAGAGAUAUGCUGCCAAGAAGAAGGCGCUGAACGAUUCAGAUGAUGACAUGGAAGAUUCGUUUGCAGAUGAAUCAGUCGCUCCGAGGCCAGCGGCACGGGCAAGACCUGGACGGGCUGCGGCUGCAAACAGAAAGGUUGUCAUCGACGAUGAAGACUCAUCCAUGAGCGUUGACGAGCAGGACGAGGACGAGGACGAGGAAGAGGAAGAAGAGGAGAGUGACGACCCUUUCAUGGUGGAGGAUGAUGAUUGA